AAAAUAAUACACCGGUUGUUUUUUUUAUUAGGGGUCUUAAUUUGAAAAUCCGAAUCCGGAAAUACGUGCUAAUGGCGUAGUUUUGAUGAUUUGUGCAUCACAUGACACUUUUGCGGAGAAAUGAAUCAGAACUGAAGUAUUUACGGACUUGGACCUGACUUUUAAAGUAUUUGUAAAGGUCGCUGAAAUUAGUUAGAGUUAACUAUAGAAACCGAGUUUUCUCAAUUUAUUUAUUUGCAAAAACCUCCCCCCGCCCGGCGUCCCUAUGUUGUCAAGGAGGAAGCGUACUUUUGAGCCACGAGUGACCAGAACGUGUCACUGAUUUGAUAGUUUUACAGGCGUGUUAUCUGCGAAAUUAUUCAAUGGCAUAUUGAGAAGAAAAACAGGUGUUAUUGUUUGAUACGAGCGAAGUUAGUCAGGAUGUCAGAGCGGACUCCGCUCCUCCACUACCGUCUGUUGACCAGCGUCAAUGAAUCCGAGCGGCGGGCUCCUUCAGCCGGCCUGGCCCGGGAGAAGACGCCGGCCGGUCCCCGGGCCCGGUUCUCCCACUCGAAGCAACCGAAGAAACUAUCCACCUUCUUCGGUGUGGUCGUCCCCACCUUGCUGUCGAUGUUCAGCGUGAUUGUAUUUCUGAGAAUAGGUUUCUUGGUUGGCCAGUCUGGACUGUAUCAAGCAAUUACCAUGUUCAUUGUGGCCUACUUCAUAAUCUGCAUGACUGUGCUGUCGGUGUGUGCCAUCUCCACUAAUGGCGCCCUGGAUGCUGGGGGGGCCUACUACAUGAUCAGCAGAGCGUUGGGUCCAGAAUUCGGAGGCAGUAUUGGAAUCAUGUUUUUCUUGGCUAAUGUGUGUGCUUGUGCUUUUUAUGUCCUGGGUUUGGUCGAAGCCGUUGUUGCCACCUUUGGUGUGCCAGAGGAUGGGUCACUGGCAGCAUCUUCACACCAAGUCCUGCCAUCAGGCUACUGGUGGUCUCUUCUUUACGCCACAGCUAUCGCCCUGCUCUGUUUGCUUGUGUGCCUGGUCGGUGCUCACAUCUAUGCCAAGGCCACGUUCCUUAUCUUCCUGGUGGUCAUCUUUGUCCUCGGCACCAUCUUCAUCAGCUUCUUUGCAGUACGUCCUCGCACCAUCAUCCUACCUGGUUCUGCCACAUCAGACCUAGUGGUAAAUGGAACGGGCCCGACUACGGCAAACUUUACUGGCUUCAAAUUGGACACCCUGCUGGGGAACCUGUGGGCUGACUACACUGUGGAUUACACAACUGGAAAUUUGAUGACCUUUGCCACUGUGUUUGCUGUGAUGUUUAAUGGCUGUACUGGCAUCAUGGCUGGAUCCAACAUGUCAGGCGAUCUAAAAAAUCCAAGCUACUCCAUUCCACGUGGCACCAUCACCGCUGUCAUCUUCACCUUCAUCAUCUACAACCUGCUCAGCGUCCUUGUUGCCUGCUCUUGUGACCGAGUGUUACUUCAGAAGGAUUACAGUUUCCUCAGAGACAUCAACGUCUGGAACCCUUUUGUGACCAUUGGAGUUUAUUCUUCUACCCUUUCAGCAGCCAUGAGCAACCUCAUUGGCGCCUCACGCAUCCUCUACGCCUUGGCCAGAGAUGACUUGUUUGGUAAGGUGUUGUCUCCUGCUAAGAAGACAUCUAACAGUGGCAACCCCUGGGCCUCUGUGCUUCUUUCCUGGUUUCUUGUACAACUCGUGCUGUUUUCGGGGAAGCUCAACACAAUUGCCAGUAUUGUGACCAUUUUCUUUUUGCUGGUUUAUGCUGCUGUGGACUUGGCAUGCCUCGCUCUGGAAUGGGCCUCAGCACCUAAUUUCAGGCCCACUUUUCGAUACUUCACCUGGCAUACGUGCGUGCUGGGCAUUGUGGGCUGUGCUGUCAUGAUGUUUCUUAUCAACGCUAUCUACGCCUCGGCCAGCAUCGCUUUCAUGCUGCUGCUGCUUCUGCUGAUUCACUACCUCAGUCCAACCUCAAGCUGGGGCUACAUCAGCCAAGCUCUUAUUUUCCACCAGGUGCGCAAGUAUUUGCUGAUGCUAGAUGUGAGAAAGGACCAUGUCAAGUUCUGGAGGCCACAGGUUCUGCUGAUGGUUUCCAACCCUCGUAGCAGUACAGGCCUCAUCACAUUCAUCAAUGAUAUUAAAAAGAGUGGACUCUACGUUCUGGGACACGUUCAACUCGGAGAUCUCAACACGUUGCCCUCUGAUCCUCUUCAAUCUCAGUAUGCCUCCUGGUUAACCCUGGUGGACUAUCUCAACAUUAAAGCCUUUGUCAACCUGACAUUGGCUGAUUCAGUACGUCACGGGAUCCAACACCUCCUGUUCAUCUCUGGACUAGGUGGAAUGCGUCCCAACACACUUGUCUUGGGUUUCUAUGACGACAGUUUGCCAAAAGACAAGCUCUCUCCAAGUCAGUCCACAGAUCUUUCAGCGUCUCAGGAUCUUGAGCAGCACACCACUCCCUUCCAUUUUGCUUCCCUUCGGCGGUCUAGUAACGGUACUAAAAAGGACAACGCCCAUGACGGAAAGGUUCUGGGGGCCGAGGAGUACGUAGCAAUCAUUGCGGAUGCCAUGAAGAUGCUGAAGAAUGUGGUUCUGGCCCGUUAUUUUAACAACUUUGACCGAGCAAAGGCUCUGUCAGCGGCCUCCUCCUCUCCAGGAAAGAGUUCUGUCUAUGUGGACGUGUGGCCGGUCAAUCUGCUGCGUCCAGACAGCUCCAGCUACGUGGAUACCUGUUCUUUGUUCUUGCUUCAGCUGGCAUGCAUUCUCAACAUGGUGCGAUCUUGGCGCAAAGCCACACUCCGUCUCUUCCUAUGUGUGGAGGAAGGGCGGACCGUGAGUGGCUCAGAGGAGAAGCUAGGACAGCUGCUGAAAGAGUUGCGAAUAAAAGCUCAAAUCUACCUUGUGCCUUGGGACCAGCAGGUGGCACUACACUGGCAGCGACAAGGCGGGAGAAUUGGAAAAGAGAACAAGCAAGCGUCAGAAUCUCUCCAAACCGUCAAGGAUGGAGAGAGGCGGAGGAACGAUGAGGAGGAUGACGAUGAUAAUUACGCCAAUAGCUUCCCGAGCAACACCACGCGCCUAUCAGAUGACUACUUGUCAGCUGUCAAUCAACUGAUCCUAAACCAGGCACGGCCACCACCGACUGUGCGCUUUCUGUACCUACCCCACCCCCCGGCUGACACCCGCCGCUACACUGCUUACUUGCACCAGUUGGAGCUGCUGACACAGAACCUGGGCCCAACUUUGCUCAUCCACGGUGUGACGCCUGUCAUCACCACUGAUCUCUGAACACUUCCGCUCACACGCACUAAGCUGUGACAGGCUUGGCGUCGGUCUUGUUGACUGCUGCUGUGUGAAGAUGUGAAUUUCUGUCCCAAAAGCUGACUGACUAAACUGACCAAACGCUUGACCAGCACAAUAUGGACCAAACCCGAAAAAAGCCCAACAACUCAUAUAAUAUUUUUCUAUGGAAUAUUUCAAAUGACGAUACCUUAACUUUAUUUACUUUAAAGCGGCGGUAUGGUGUAGUGGGUAGAGCGGCCGUGCCAGAAACCUGAGGGUUGCAGGUUCGCUCCCCGCCUCUUGACAUCCAAAACGCUGCCGUGGUGUCCUUGGGCAGGACACUUCACCCUUGCCCCCGGUGCCACUCACACUGGUGAAUGAAUGAAUGAUAGGUGGUGGUCGGAGGGGCCGUAGGCGCAAACUGGCAGCCUCGCUUCCGUCAGUCUACCCCAGGGCAGCUGUGGCUACAAAUGUAGCUUACCACCACCAGGUGUGAAUGAAUGAUGGGUUCCCACUUCUCUGUGAGCGCUUUGAGUAUCUAAUAAUAGAAAAGCGCGAUAUACAAUCUAAUCCAUUAUUAUUAUUACACAAAGCAUUGCACAAAAAUACUAUAAUGCAUCGAAACAGGAUUGUAGUCUUCAAGUUAAAAUAGUAUGACAUGAUUAUGUUUGUCUGAACUGGUUAUAUUAUUUAUUUGUGUAACAGAACGCCAUCAUCACGAUGCCGCUGGUUAAUUUCCGGUAAAUUGAAAGGGGAACUGUACUUUUUUGGCAAUUUUGUCCAUCAUUCACAAUACCUAUGGGAGAAAAGAACACACAUCUAUAUUCUGUUCAUUCUAAAUAGUAAAAAACUUCUAACUAAAGGCAGCUAACAAUGUAGGUGAUGGUGAUUGACCUAUUUCUCCUAUAAAACCCUCUAAGAAAAACAUCCAACAACGUUUAAAAUACAUGGGGUAUGUAUUGUAAUGUAGUUCUGGGACAUUCAUGAUAACAUGUAAUAUUUACAGUAUUUUGGUCACUUGAAGCAUUAGCAGAACUUCUCUCCUGGGUGCAUUGAUUUCACAGAGCCCAUAGCAACGGACGCUACUUCCAUCAAGAACUACUACUACUACUACUACUACUACUACUAAUCAUGACAUACUUUGUGAGAGACAAUGAGGACUACUUUGGGACAAUUGAUGAUCUAAAACUUUAUCUUUUUGACCCUGAAUAUGCAAAAGAUGAGCUAAAAAAUUUAGAAGUGGGGUGCUAAGCAGAUGCAGCCCCAGUGAAACACUGAGGAUCAUGUAGCACUAAUGAUAAGUGCUAAACAAGAAAUACAAACAUAACAUAACAAAACAAAACAGUCACUUACCAACCCACUCGCACUAGUCACUGGUGGGAUGUUUAUAUCUUUCAGCACCAGAGUGUGCUCCCCGUUUAGUUGGUGAAUUCAGCAUAUUCCUCACUCAGGUAAAUAGUGCUGGGUUGAAAUGAGACUCUUGCUGCAUCUUUGUAGCGAUGUUUUCGGGUCUAAGUUAAAAUUCAAAGUUGAUCAACUUCUCGGCUAAUGGCCACAACGUUCUGUACGGGUUUGAGACAUGAUUUAUAAUGCAGCACAAAAUUUUACCAACUCAGAGGCGAUGCAGCAGCAGCUCAGUAGCUGUGUUACCUUUUGCAAGUGGCACGAGGAGCAGUGUGAAUGUCUCUAUGAGCAAUGCGCUGUUUUACUACACCAGAAAAGUAGUUCCUCAGCAUUUAAGCUUACAAAAACAAUGUCCCUAUAGCUUGGUUGAUAUGCGUGUCACAACAUUCAAAUGGAGCGUUUUUGUAGGUUUUAUUAGAGGGCUUUAUAGUCGCAAUAAAUGACUUCCCUUUACCUGCAAUGUUAGCUACCUCAUGCUAGCAGUUUUUAAGUAUUUAGAAAGCAAAGAAGAAAAAGAGGAGUGUGUUUUUGUUCCACACAAAGAUUGUGAAUGAUUGGAAAAAAAUCCAAAAAAGUGCAGUUUCUGUUCAGGAAACAUAGUUAACAGCUUUCAUGAUUGAAAAAAAUAAAUAAUUAAAAUCUAAAAAAAACUGCUGGUCCAAAAAAAAAUUUAAUAUAGAGAAAAAUGAAAGGAUACAAGAUCCACUUUAAUACUUCUUGUGCCUUAGAGAUGCAAAAGCACAUCCAAUGUAGGUCAAUAUAAGCUAAGCUAUGAACAAAACAACUUUGUGUAAUAGCUGACAAAGCAAAUUAAUGUAAUAUCUAGUGAAACAUCUUAACUUCAUUUUUAGAAUAUGCCAAGGACCAAUUAACUAGCCACAAGCCGAUAAUUGCUGCGGGGCCACACUUUUGACAUACCAUUUUUUUAGGAAAGUACAACAAUGCCGACCAGUGCAACAGUAACAGUUUAAAUGCUUAUGUUAUUUUUGGUAAAUGUUACUUCAGUACUUCCUGAAGUGCAGCAUUAAUAGUUCUAGCUUGUUGCCUUGUUCACUAUCUCUACUGAACGACAUCAGCACACGUUUAUGCACAUCACCGGGAAGCUGGAGGAUACAGGCGUCUGGCUUCUGCUUGGCUGCGCUGUAUUUGUUUACCGAGUAGAUGCGUAACACACUUCCUGUCACUCACUUUUAAUGCUUACCAUGUUGGAAAUCGAUUCGCCUCUGUACCAAAUUAUUUGGUUAAUCCGCUUAAAAAUACAUGUGUCGUUACUAGGGAUGGGUACCAUAUUGAGUAUUUUUAUAGGCACCAACCUAAUUCUGUCGGUAUCACCAGUUAUCGAGUCACUUAAAAUCAAAAAGUACCUUAUUUCAAUAACUUUGUUGCCCUUUACAUAAGCUCCGGUUGCAGACUAAACACAGUUUCAAACACUUGGCAAGGAAACAAGAUUUCAAGCAGCGCUCAAAGCAGACUCAGCUUAACUGCCUCUCAGAAACGUUUCAAUUUUUAAUGCAAACAAAACAAGUAUGCCUGAUUAAAAAAAAAACGCUCGGACAUAAAGUAAGGCUCCACUUUUCCAUGCAUUAGCUUGAUGCUAAUUUUUGCUAUGCCAUAGGAAUGCUACUGAUUAGCUUUAGCAGUUUUACAUGGCAGUUUCAACACUUCCAAUUUUGAAAAUGAAAACUACACCUAGAAUGGCCAUUAAAUCAAACAGCUAGUGUGUAAUAAGUACAAUACUUACAGUAUAAACACUUUGUAGGGUGCAACAUAAGACUAGACUGGCACAUUCAACUUAAUAGCUAAGACUACUAGGCUACACACCGUAGUCUAUACACUACUGCCAUCUAACGUCUUGGAAUUGUAACUACAUUUAAAAUCUACUCUAUGAUACUUGCAAAUGAGACUCAGAAAUGUAAUAAGAAAACAAGCUGUAACAACUGGACGGCACAGUUAUCAUCACCAGUACAUUUUUAAAUGUUACAUUAAAAGAUGGGAAUUUAUUAUAAAAUAAUUAACAUUUCUUUACACACACAUGAAUGCUGAAAAUUGGUAUCAUUAAGUACAAUUAUGGAUUCCUAGAUACAGUAUCGGUUCAAAUGCGAAGGUACCCAUCCCUAACUGUCACACGCCUGUAUAUUAUAAAGAGCAUCUAUGAGUCAUAUGAUAGCACCAUAGGAACAUCUGCACUCAUCAAGACUACCCACCUUCUCUCUCCUCAUAUAUUUCACCCUACACUUUAAAGACUUUUCCACUGUUCAAUGCAGUCUGAGCUGAAUUUGAAGUGUCCUCUUGCUUCCCCUGUGACCUCCUUUUUUUGCAAGGGGUUAAGGAGAGUUUACCCCGUCUCAUUUCUUAAAACGAUCAUUCCGUGUGCCUUCUGAUCAAAAAAAGUACCAAACUUGUAAGCGAUUAAAAGUCUGGAACUAGUCAGGUCUAGAUAGAAAGUUGGACUGUGUUCAUUUUUAGAGCAGGAAUAUUCACGACAGCUGCUUUUACCAUUUAACCUUCAACUUGUGUUGACUUUCUGUUCACACCUCUCGCGUUAACGGUUCAGUUUUGACCCGUGUCUUAAAUCAGCUGCUAAGUGUACGAAAAACAAUUUACAUGUCUGUCUUCUUAUUUAUGUGCAUGUGGCAAAAUGAGAAUCCCUUAAAGCUCACGUGAUAGGGAUAGGAGAUAUAUGUCUUGGCAGUACACUUAUAAAUUCAGCUUGGGCUCUUAUUAUUGCUUAAUAAUCAUAAUGUUAUCACUGGGUCGAUAACGACCCUAACACUACAAAUGUAAUAAUUUCAAGCACACUACUUCAAAAAAUUGUAAAAUGUUAUUAAUUGUUUUAAUUUUCUUGUAUGCAUUUAAAACCUAAAACAGGUCAGUACUGAGCCUAACACAAGAGGAAGGUUAAGGUACAUAGGAAAAAAAUAUACAUGUUGUCCACACUUUUGCAGUUGAUGAGAUAUGUUAAUCAGAUUCAAUCUAUUUAAUCAACGUAUUUAAUCACGUUACAUUUUGAAAUCAUAUGUUUCCAGAUCGGUGGAUUGGAAGGGAUGGCCCAAUUACCUGAUUUCCCUUGUUCAUUAAAUAUGAUCACUACCCUGGACUUUUUCUCUUGGGUUAUGUAUAUUGUGUUAACAAAUAUACGGGUUGAUUGCCCGACUGCCACCAUUGAUCAGGCUAUGCUACAGUGAACACUGCAAGAAAUUGAAAACCAUCUAACAAUGUUCAGGCAUCUAAUGGUGCCCGUAAAGAGGUGCAGUACCGUGUUUUUCAGAGUAUAAGUCGCUCCGGAGUAUAAGUCGCACCGGCCGAAAAUGCAUAAAAAAGAAGGAAAAAAACAUAUAUAAGUCGCACUGGAGUAUAAGUCACAUUUUUUGGGGAAAUUUUUUUGAUAAAACCCAACACCAAGAAUAGACAUUUGAAAAGCAAUUUAAAAUAAAUAAAUAAUAGUGAACAACAGGCUGAAUAAGUGUACGUUAUAUGACGCAUAAAUAACCAACUGAGAACGUGCCUGGUAUGUUAACGUAACAUAUUAUGGUAAGAGUCAUUCAAAUAACUAAUCGCUAAAUCCGAUGAAAUAUUAUACGUCUAGUCUCUUACGUGAAUGAGCUAAAUAAUAUUAUUUGAUAUUUUACGGUAAUGUGUUAAUAAUUUCACACAUAAGUCGCUCCUGAGUAUAAGUCGCACCCCCGGCCAAACUAUGAAAAAAACUGCGACUUAUAGUCAGAAAAAUAAGAUAAUACCUUGGUUUUCAUUUGCACCAAAAAUAUGUCUCGGUUUUCAUACACUGUCCCGUUUUUAGAACAAAUAGUAACAUUGGUGACUCAGUCUCUGUUCUUACCUUAUUGAGUAUGGGUGUAAAAUAAGCCAUUAUAGAAUCAAAUAAAGUUGUAGCAUAAUAGUCCUUAGAGCUUUAGAGUCUGUAUUUCCAGAGUGUCAGCGAACACAACACACUGCUUAAGGGCUCAGGGGUGUCCAAACUUUUUAACCUUGGGGGCUACAAAAUUUUUUAGCCGGGAGCCAAAAGCCGACUGCAUUAGAGUAACAAUAUAUAUAGCCAAUACAUCUUAAAUGUGUACAUAUUAUAUUAUUAUAAUGGCUAAAUAAUUAAUAUAAUUGGAUUUUAAGAGUAUGUGAAAGUUCGACUCCUACCUUGUUUACUUCCAUGACGACCUCCCUAAAGUUUUGUAGUUAAUCAGACAUAUCAGGAAGCUAAAAUGCGCCAAGCGUGGAUAAGUCUGGAGAGUGUUUUGCAUCUUCACCAGAAUGCAUUGUAAUAGAUUUUAAUUGGUAAUUUUAAAUUUGUUGUGGUGCUUGUACAUUUGUUAUGAUAUCCACAAAGUUCAGUGAGCAGGUCGUGUUAUGUUUUUGUGUUGGUAGCAUUUUUUUUUUUUUUUUGCGCCAUGAAUAGGGAAGGUUGUUUGGAUUGGGUCAUAAAAGUAAUUGCUGUGCUGAUCUCAAUUGAAAUAGGAGUUCAUGGUCAUUGACCAGAUUUACUCUUGUUGUCCACAAGAUAGUGGCAAAUGUGCAGCAAUAAGGUUAUCAGAUAUUUGAAAUUAGUUGGGAAACACCCCACGGGCCAGUUUCCUCCUUAAACCCAUGACGUCUCACGGGCCAAACUGAAGACCCCGGCCGGUCGCAGUUUGGAUACCCCUUGCUGAACACUCCAAGGUAAUAUGGUGCUUACAGGCUGUCCUCAGUAGUGUGGCUAGAAGUGAUAUAUUGGAUUUACAUUGUUUCCAACUGGAAAACUGCUCAGUGGCCUAGUGGUUAGAGUGUCCGACCUGAGAUCGGUAGGUUGUGAGUUUAAACCCCGGCCGAGUCAUACCAAAGACUAUAAAAAUGGGACUCAGCAUCAACGGUUGGAAUUGGGGGUUAAAUCACCAAAAAUGAUUCCCGGGCGCGGCCACCGCUACUGCUCACUGCUGCUGAUGGGUCAAAUGCAGAGGAUCAUCUCACCACACCUUGUGUGUGUGUGACCAUUAUUGGUACUUUAACUUUAACUUUAACUUAAACCGUUUCUGUUUUUAAUAUGUUUUUCAACUGACACUUUGUGACGGAUUAAUUACAAAAACUGAGGUACCACUUUAUUUUAAACCGGGGGGGGGACUUCAGUAUCAUUUUGUGACAAUUUCCAUGGAUUCGUCCAGUAAUACAUUUACUUUGCAUUUUUUGGUUUGGUCCAAAAAGAUGCACAGCUCUCUAAAAUAAUCUUACAAAGUUCACAGCUGUAUUUAAUUCAUUGAUUGUACAUAUUCGAGGUACUUUACCACCCAUACUUUACAUUAAGUAAUGCCUGAUUAGCUUGAAUAAUGAAGUGGCAAAAUUAAAUGAUAUAAUUAUUUUCCUGUUUUAACACAGAAUAUGUUUUAUCCAUGCACCCAUUACCUCCCUGCUUGGCAUUUAGGGUUGGAAUUGGGGGUUAAAUCACCAAAAAUGAUUCCCGGGCACGGCCAGAGCUGCUGCCCACUGCUCCCCUCACCUCCCAGGGGGUGAUCAAGGGUGAUGGGUCAAAUGUAGAGAAUAAUUUUGCCACACCUAGUGUGUGUGUUUGACAGUCAUUGGUAGUUUAACUUAACUAUGACCGCAAAUAAUUUACUCCGUAGGAACAUUAAUCGUCCUUGAUUUGUUGAUGUGGUUUAAAAAUGCGUGAAAAGCAACAGCCAAUUCACUAACUGACAUUUUUUCUUUGCAUUAGUUUGAUGUCCUUCAUUCGAUGUUGAAUGUGUUUACUUGCAGGACAUUUCAUUAUACUCCAAGAAGUGCACUCCUUUAGUGAACUGUGAUUUUUACAUUUUCUUUGUCCAUGAUGUUCAGCUUCAACAUGGAAGCGCUCGUUUAAUGAAGUGGUAAGUGUUGCUUUUGAACACUGUAAAAUGUAGAACAAAUA
This is a messenger RNA of Entelurus aequoreus (snake pipefish), 10567 nucleotides long. RefSeq names its product solute carrier family 12 member 9-like. The transcript has 13 exons. Gene Ontology annotation, biological process: potassium ion import across plasma membrane; chloride transmembrane transport; chloride ion homeostasis. Gene Ontology annotation, cellular component: membrane. Bases 421 to 3285 code for a protein of 954 amino acids. Lineage: Eukaryota; Metazoa; Chordata; Actinopteri; Syngnathiformes; Syngnathidae. The record is from RefSeq and is a predicted model, not a curated record. Gene Ontology annotation, molecular function: potassium:chloride symporter activity.